Ochotona curzoniae (black-lipped pika) is the source of this 965-nucleotide messenger RNA. RefSeq names its product olfactory receptor 52E8. Gene Ontology annotation, cellular component: membrane. Gene Ontology annotation, molecular function: olfactory receptor activity; G protein-coupled receptor activity. Gene Ontology annotation, biological process: G protein-coupled receptor signaling pathway. The coding region runs from base 8 to 949 and encodes 313 amino acids. NCBI's taxonomy places the organism in Eukaryota, Metazoa, Chordata, Mammalia, Lagomorpha, Ochotonidae. The transcript has a single exon. The record is from RefSeq and is a predicted model, not a curated record.
AGAAAGAAUGUCUAUGCCUAAUGACACCUCACCCUAUCCUUCUUCAUUCCUACUGCUGGGCAUCCCAGGCUUGGAAGACAUGCACAUUUGGAUUGGAUUCCCAUUUUUCUUUGUUUAUCUUCUUGCUCUCCUGGGAAAUACUGCUGUCUUAUUUGUGAUACAGACUGAGCGUAGUCUCCAUGAGCCCAUGUACUACUUCCUGGCCAUGCUGGAUUCCAUCGACUUGGGUUUGUCCACAGCCACCAUACCCAAAAUGCUGGGUAUCUUCUGGUUCCAUCUCAGGGAUAUAUCUUUUGGAGGGUGCCUUUCUCAGAUGUUCUUUAUCCACUUCUUCACUGUCAUGGAGAGCAUUGUGUUGGUUGCCAUGGCCUUUGACCGCUACGUUGCCAUCUGUAAGCCUCUUCGGUAUACCAUGAUCCUCACCAGCAAACUCAUUGCCCUCAUUGCAGGCAUUGCUAUCCUGAGGAGCCUGUAUAUGGUUGUCCCACUGGUGUUUCUUCUACUCAGGCUGCCCUUCUGUGGGCAUCGUGUCAUCCCUCAUACCUACUGUGAGCACAUGGGAAUUGCUCGGUUGGCUUGUGCCAGUAUCAAAGUCAACAUUUUGUUUGGGCUGGGCAACAUUUCUCUGUUAUUAUUAGAUGUACUCCUUAUUAUUCUUUCCUAUGUUAGGAUCCUCUAUUCUGUCUUCUGCUUGCCUUCCUGGGAGGCUCGAUUCAAAGCUCUCAAUACCUGUGGAUCCCACAUUGGGGUUAUCUUAGCUUUUUUCACACCAGCAUUUUUCUCUUUCUUGACACACCGUUUUGGCCACAACAUUCCUCAAUAUAUUCACAUUUUCUUGGCCAACCUCUAUGUUGUUGUUCCUCCAGCCCUUAAUCCUGUAAUCUAUGGUGUCAGGACCAAGCAGAUUCGGGAGAGAGUGAUGAGAAUUUUUCUGAAGAGAGAUCAUUAGCCAAAUAGAAGGUGAA